Molecule: messenger RNA, 6007 nt
Organism: Ostrea edulis (European flat oyster)
Lineage: Eukaryota; Metazoa; Mollusca; Bivalvia; Ostreida; Ostreidae
Exons: 23
Coding region: 137-5197 (1686 amino acids)
Biological process (GO): innate immune response
Cellular component (GO): cytoplasm
Molecular function (GO): protein binding
Source: RefSeq, a predicted model, not a curated record
AUGCAAGUCAUUGGAAUUUUAAACAUCUAACCGGUGCAACUUAGAAGGUGGAUCUCUCAACACAGGGACACAAUACACAUGUUCAUUAAGAUGUAUCCAGAGUGUGUUGUCCCUGAUUAAGGGAUGGGACUACAAAAUGAAGCCAGUCUGCAGAGUGUUGGUCCUUCAAGUAGUUUUCCUAUGGAUAUUUUAUUGUCUCUUGACGUCCUCGUUUUCGAUAUUUCCGGUAGACAUUUGCCCAGAAAAUGAAACUGAAGUGGAAGAAGCUUCCGAGAGACUUAAUUGUUCCUUUGGUUUCCACGAGACUACGAAUGAGUAUCACUGUGUCCCCUUCUCAAAUCUAACACAACUUGUCGAGUUUUGUUAUCCGAAAACAAGUGGAUUGAUAGAAAAAGGACUUUGUAUGAUCCUUGAGGGAGACACUUUGGAUGAUCGGAAUUGCCACCGUUUUAAGAAUGGCUGUUCAGACACACAUUAUACUUCUGAGACAAUGUAUAAAUUUCCUAUGUGUUCGCGAAUCAAUAAAGAAUUAAGAUGCUAUCUGGCUGAACCCUCCUGUCCUCCUGUCAGACAAGUUUCAUCCGAUAGCACCCAGAACACCACAACAGAGGAAAAUAUCACUGUGGAUGUGAAUACAUCAACAUGGGUUAUAGCUAUAGGAAUAUUAAUUCCCGUCCUGGUUUUUCUGUCUCUAACAGUUUUUUACAAAUUCCAAACGACACAAAAAAGAACAAAACAAAGAAAUGAUGUUGAAGAAAUGGACAACCUUUUGGAAGGCCAAGACUUCAAGGAAAUCGGUAGCGCGGAUGAAGAGUCACCAUCUUUGAAUCAUGGAGACACAAGAAUCACUAGUAGUACGGAUGAAGAGUCAUCAUCUUUGAAUCCUGGAGACACAAGAAUCAAUAUUGAAGACUACGCCAGGGACGAGAAGUUUCAAGAGCGUUUCCAACAAUAUCUUAAAGAGGGAUCAGUGGAUGUGUGCCCAAUAUCACAAAUCAUUAUUGUUGGUGAGAAUGGAGUAGGGAAAACAAUCCUUCUUUAUCGUCUUCAAGGAAGAAGUCAGGAAGAAAUAAAGCAAAUACAAUCAACAAGAGGCAUAUAUUGUCACACACAAAAAUACGGAUUCAUUGUAACUAAUAACCAACUUGAGAUUAAUAAAGAAGGGAAAAGCAAUCUGGCAGUGCCACCAGAAAAAGUGCUAGCAGGAAUCAAGAAAGAAGUGGCAAUCGUAAAUGAUGAUAAGAAAGAAGGAAUCAAGAAAGAAGUAACAAUCGUAUAUGAGGAUCAGAAAGAAGAUGGAAAUUCAGCACGGAGUUUGAAGGAGGAGCAACUCAUCAAGGAAGAAAACACGAGGAAGCAGGAUGACGUGAGGAAAAGUGGAGAUAAUGAAGAUACUUCGUCCAAAUCAAAUAAGAGACAUGAUAUGAGUGUCGAAGAACAAAUUACACGUGACGAGAGAAAGGCUACAGAAGAAGAAGUUGACACUUUACAAGCAUCAGCACGUAGGACAGAAGAAGCUAUGCCUGAAGGGAGGACAAACGCAACAGAAGUAGCUGGAACUGUAGAAGGUCAUCUUCCUUCCAAAGAAAAUUGGGUGAAGAAACUGAUGCCAAUCGUAGAAUCCAAACUGGCAGAAGGACGAAAUAUUGGGAAGCAGCUACGGAACAAAAAUGACGUUGUGUUGAAUGUCUUAGAUUUCGCUGGUCAAGGUGCAUAUUACGCCUCACAUCAGGCACACAUGCGCAAAAACGCAAUUUAUAUAAUUGUUUACGACGUUUCGAGGGACUUAGCCGGGAGAAAGGAAGACGAAGAUUCUACGGUGUCUUCGGAUAACACAACAUAUCUUUGUGACAGACCAGAUACACCAUUCUCAUGCUGGACUCAACAAGAUUACAUUCAUUACUGGUUGAAUACGAUUCGAGUUCACGGAGGAAACUGUGAAAACAUCAUUCUCGUAGGAACUCACGAAGACAAGAAAAGGAGUGACUACAAGUUAAAAUACAACCAAUUACUGCCAAUCAUUCAGAGCGUCUUGCCAGAGGAGAGAUGUGAAUUCACAAUGGAUCUGUCCAGAAGAAAUGAAGAGGAGGAUAUCAAAUUAAUGCACAUUAAAAAGCACAUUUGCAAAGCAGUUUCAAGUUCAAUGAGAAUAUUUCUUCCGGCAAAGUGGAUGAAGUAUGAAGACAUCUUUGAUAUCAUAAAAUCAGAAAAGAAAACACCUGUGAUUAGUAUAGACGAUCUUCUGGAAAUGAUUGAUCACAUGGAGACAGAAAUGAUGGAUGUUGAAAUUUACGACAUGCUGCAUUAUUUUCAUAAAAAUGGAAGCAUUCUUUUCUUCAAUAUGGACAGAUUGCGCGAAAUUAUCAUUUUAGAUAUUCCGUGGUUUGUUGACUGUUUUAAGCAUAUAAUAACUGAUCGGGAACACGCCAAAGAAGAUAAUGGAAUCGUAAACAAAAAUGUCCAGGAAAAAUGGAAUCUUUUUUUUGAAAAAGGUUUGAUGGAUUCGAGCCUUUAUAACAAUCUGUUAAACACCAAAGCUGCCAAUUUGCCACAGGGACAUCAAGAAAUACUAGGAGAAUAUCUACAGAAAUUGGGAAUGAUGCAUCACAUCGAGGAAUUUGAAAUUUCGGAACACAAGAAGAUUAAUGCUUGGUACGUUCCUUGUGUAAACACCAAAACUUUUACCCCAAAGGAAGAGAAAUACGUGAACAACGAGGCAUCACCUAUUUUAUGUUUCCAAUUUGAAGAUUAUUUGCCUAUAGAUUUAUUUGGAAGAAUGAUAGUUCUCUGCUUGAGUUCAGGAAAAUGGUGUACUGUUAGUGGUCAUCUCUACAAGGAAGGUGCGCACAUGCUCUAUCGGGAAACAGAUGAAAGCAAAAGCGAUCCAUUACAGGUUUACCUGUUCAAAGCAAGAGAAAUUAUUACGGUCCAAGUAAUCAACCGAUCAACAGCAGAAUUACAAGGAACGGGAGUUAGGAAGGAAAUCCAAAAUACCAUUCAAGAACUUCUGGCAAAUUUCUAUGCAUCCUCAAAGAAUUGCAAAAUUGGAUUAUUGUGCAGUAAAAAGGAAGGUUACAAAGAAUCGUCCGGGGAACAUUUCAUAUCAAUGACAUCUAAAGACAAAUAUUGUCAUACCUGUAAAAAAGACGUCAAACGUGAGGUGGAGCAAGCAUGCGAAUUCUGGAAAAAAUUACACAAAGAGGACUAUACCUUAAAUAAAAUAGAAUCAGUGGAAGGAGAAAGACAAGGGAUUAUCGCUUGUUGCCAGGCCUAUCGGAAGGUCCAGGAAAAAAUACUCUUUGAUUUCAAUGCAGGAAAAGACAUGGAAUUUGGUACUUUCUACACUUCUCUGCUGACGAAAAGGAGCUCAACUACAACCGGAGAACACGCUAUAGAGCAAGAGACCAAAAUGAAAAGCCUUGAUAGUUUUGUUGACAUUGGUGUGAAGUUAAAACAUCUUAGCGAUGCUUUCUAUACAAGUAAAAGGAAUAAGGAACAAAGCAUGGCAUCCAUCAAGGAAAUUGCGCACACUUUGAAAGAAAUAUUGAUGACGUUUGAUGACGAGGAUAGAAGUUUGAGACGAUAUUUCUUUUUCUUAUGGGCAGGAACUGUAGAAGAUAUUCAACUUGAAGAUAUCCACAAGAUACCUCAGAUAGAUUUAAGUUUUCCCAAAUUGAAGUUCGGCGAUGACGUGAAACUGAAGGCGAGCACUGAUGUUGAUGCAUCUCUUUUCAUCUGGCUAAAGAAAAACCAUCCUACAAACAGAUUCGAAAUUUUAAGACAAACUACAAAGUCAAUAUUUCGUCAAUUGAGAAAGGAUUCAUUUCACAUAAAAAGGUUUUCAAAGGAUGAUGAGGGGCAUUACCAACUUAUAGUUGCAACCAAACAGACAGUUGGGAGGAGGACAUUUGAGCUACAAUCAGGAACGAAUGGCUACACUCCACUUCAUGAAGCUUGUCAAGUUGGUGAUGAUACCGCUGUACAACAACUACUGCAAAAUGGCGCCGACAUCAAUGUAUAUGACAAUGAAGGAUUCAAUCCUCUUCACAUAGCCUGUAAAGAAGGACAUCACAGCACGGUACAAAUUUUACUGAACAAUGGCGCCAAUAUAAAUUUAUAUAGAAAUACAGGAGCCAGUCCUUUAUAUAUAGCUUGUGGAAAAGGACAUGACAGCACUGUACAUCUUUUACUGAACAAUGGCGCAGAUAUCAAUUUAUGUCAGAAUGAUGGAAUCAGUCCUCUAUAUAUAGCUUGUCAAAAUGGACAUGACAUCACGGUACAACUUUUACUGAACAACGGCGCUGAUAUCAAUUUAUGUAUGAAUGAGGGAUUCAGUCCUCUUCACAUAGCCUGUAAUAAAGGACACGACAGCACGGUACAACUUUUCCUGAACCAUGGCACCGAUAUCAAUUUAUGUAUGAAUGAGGGAUUCAGUCCUCUAUAUAUAGCUUGUUAUAAAGGACAUGACAGCACGGUACAACUUUUACUGAACAAUGGCGCCGACAUCAAUUUAUGUCGGAAUGAGGGAGACAGUCCUCUAUAUAUAGCUUGUGAAAAAGGACAUGACAGCACGGUACAACUUUUACUGAACAAUGGCGCUGAUAUCAAUUUAUGUAAAAAAAAUGGAGUCACUCCUCUAUAUAUAGCUUGUUAUAAAGGACAUGACAGCACAAUACAACUCUUACUAAACAAUGGCGCCAAUAUCAAUUUAUGUAAAAAGAAUGGAGUCAGUCCUCUAUAUAUAGCUUGUCAAAAUGGACAUGACAACACGGUACAACUGUUACUGAACAAUGGUGCCGAUAUAAAUUUAUGUACCAAUAAUGGAGCCAGUCCUCUAUAUAUAGCUUGUCAAAAUGGACAUGACAACACGGUACAACUGUUACUGAACAAUGGUGCCGAUAUAAAUUUAUGUACCAAUAAUGGAGCCAGUCCUCUAUAUAUAGCUUGUGAAAAAGGACAUGACAGCACGGUACAACUUUUACUGAACAAUGGCGCUGAUAUCAAUUUAUGUCAGAAUGAUGGAGUCAGUCCUCUAUAUAUAGCUUGUCAAAAUGGACAUAACAGCAUGGUACAGCAUUUACUAAACAAUGGCGCUGACAUCAAUUUAUGUAGAAAUGAUGGAACCAGUCCUCUUGGCAUUGCGCGUCAAAAUAAGCAUUACGAUGUAGUAAAAGUGUUGCUUAGAAGAUUGCGGUGAUAUCUAACUUCAUAGAUGAUUGUUCAAGGAUUUUUUUUACUCAAUUAACGCGUUCAUUCACAAAAAGGACAGGUGCCUUAAUGAACGAGUAAGGAAUACAUAAUCUUUAUACAACUCAAGAAUACGACAGAUACUGAUAUAAUGAACGAAUCGGGAACUUAUGGAAAAGAGAGAUAUAAACACAAGCUUCUGAAUUGUUAAAGAAAAUGAGAUAAUUCAUAAUGUUGGUAUAUAGCGUGCAGUACAUAUAUGCUUCUUGUUAUACACCUGCCCUCAGACGGGGUUUACCAUAUUCUGGCGUUGUCCGUGCGUCCGAACGUGUGUCGUCCGAGGUCAUGUUUUUCGGACUUUUUUUCCGUUACGUAUAUAUGUACAGCAUUGACAUUUAGUCAUAAUUUCGCGUUGAAGAAGCGUAAAAGUGAGUUUGCAUUUCAAAUAGAUCGGUGAACCGUAACCACUUGAGGGUCAACAGUAGUAAAACAGGUUCCCACACUUCCUUCGUUAUGGGUACAGGUAUUGCCCUGACAUUCUGUUACAAUCUCGCUCUCAGAGAAAUACGUGAUUAAUUCACAUGACAGCUGAAUUGGUGCACCAUGAACUUCCUUAAUGCUUUUCUAUUUAUAUAUCUAUACCCAAUCAGGGUGCAAAUUGUGCUUAAAGGUUGAAUAUCACUGUCCUACGAACAUAUAACGUACCGUUUGGGGUAUACUUGAUACAAUAUAAUCUAAAUGCGUAAUAUAUCAUAGAUUUACAUGUAAUUUGAAUGUUGAAUAUAGCUCAAAUGCAUUCGUGAUUUAUAUAUAUAUAUAU